AUGAUCAAGGAGUUUAUAGCUUGUUCUGUUUCCAAAGUCCAUAGGGAGAGCAAUGUGGCUGCGCAUGAGCUUGCUGCCUAUGUUAGAGUAAACGGGGAUUUUUCUUUUCUUUUAGCUAAUGUGCCACAAGCUUCGAAACACGUAAUUGCUUCUGAUUGUAUUUCAGUUUUCUCAGUUCGGCUCGCUCUACUCAAUGGGGUAAUUGUUGUCACAAAUGUGAAACUAGUAGAAGUACCUAAAGGGCUUGGGCUGAGAGUAAUGGGUAAUGAGAUGGGCAACAACAACGUUAUCGGUCAACAAGUACCAGAGGAGAGUGCUAAGGAUUUCGACAAAACCAUGGCCAACGCAGAUUAUUCACAUGAGCUCAAUAACAUAAAUGGUGAGAAAGAUACGGAAAAGGAUGGCACUAAGGAUGUAGAUAUGUCGGAGGUAUUAAAGGUCCCUCUCAUCUCUAGUGGUGGAGAUAAGCAAAUGGCUUCAGAUCAAACAAAAUUGUCCGCUGCGAAUGAAGACUUAGAUGAGAAGAAUAGGGGCUCACCUCAGGAUCACACAUCAACAGAAGAUGAUGAUGGGAAUAAAAACUUACCUACAGAACAAGAUAAGGAGAAGGAUGGCACUAAGGAUGUCGAUAUGUCAGAGGUGUUAAAGGCCCCUGCCAUUUUUAAUGGUGGAGAUGAUCAAAUGGCUUCAGAUCAAAGAAAAAUCUCUGCUGCAAAUGAAGACUUAGAUGAGAAGAACAGGGGCGCACUUGAGGAUCAUACAUCAACACAAGAUGAUGAUGGAAACAGUAACUUACCUACAGAACAAGGUGAUGAAGCACAGGAGGACAGUGGAACUGAAACAGCCACAAAUUCUGCAGAAACAGUUGCCCGUUUCGACACCACAACUGAAGCUAUAACAAGCAACAAGGAUACUUCAUCAUCUGAUGAGCAAUUCACACAACUUGAACACGAAACUACAGAGAAAAGUGAAGAAAAUACCACGGCAAAUCCCGCCAUGUUGUUAGAGGAAAACAUUGAAGAUCUGCCAGAAGACAAGGAGGAAUCUUGUAGUCAAGAAGUUGCAGUGGUGGGUGAUAAUCUAGUUGGAGAACAUACAGUUGAAAACCUAGAAGGACAAACUGGACCAUCAACAGUGGAGGGUGAUAAUCUAGUUGGAGAGACUACAACAUCAACUGAAUCAAUUAUCAGUGGUUAUGUUGAUGACGAGACUAAGGAGGUUGUCGUCGAAGAUGAACCUAGAAAAAGAGAAAAUUCGUCAUAUGUAAGACCAGAAGGCGACACCAACCAAGAAACAUUCAAGAAUGAAGAGAAGCAAGAAAUCUGUGAGAUAGGCAAAAUCAAUACAUGCAAAACUAUAACAGAAGAUACUGUGGUUAAAAGCCCUGAAGUGCUAGAAGAAGAUGAGAAGAUCCAAGGAUUGGAAAAUCAGGAGGAAGAAUUUCCCAAAUCUAGUGCAUAUGAUGCUCCUGACAUUGUUGAAGCUGUUUCCCAAUUUCAGUUAGCUUUAGCAGAUCCAAGUGCAACAAAUGGCAAAGAAUUUCAGAAACAUGAACUGAGUAUAGCAGAACAGAUGUCAGAUUCUGUAAGUGCAGCAAUGGAGCACAAUGUAAUUGAAACAGCAGAGAAAGAGCAAGGGGGAAUUGUUGAAAAAGAUGUUGCAGACAAGAAUGAAGAAGAUAAUUUUGAAGGGGAUAAGAAAUCUGAUGAUCAUACAAAAAUCUCUGCUGCAAGUGAAGACUUAGAUGAGAAGAACAGGGACUCACUUCAGGAUCAUACAUCAACACAAGAUGAUGAUGGGAAUAGUAACCUACUUACAGAACAAGGUGAUGAAUCACAAGACAGUGGAACUGAAACAACCACAGAUGGUACAGAAAAAGUUGCCCCUGUCGGCACCACAACUGAAGACAUGACAAGUAACAAUGAUACAUCAUCAUCUGAUGAGCAAUUUAAAGAAGUUGUACACGAAAUAACAGAGACAAGUAAAGAAAGUACCAUACAGAAUCCCCUCACAUUGUUAGAGGGAAUUAUUGGAAGUGCGCCACAAGAUGGGGAGGAGUCUUGCAGUCAAGAAGUUGCAGUGGUGGAUGAUAAUCUAGUUGGAGAAGAUACAGUUGAAAGCCUAGAAGAAAGACAAGCUGGAGUGUCGGUAGUAGAGGAUCUAUCGACACCAUCGUCGGUACAAGGAGAGACUACAUCAUCAACUGAAUCAAUUAUCACUGAUCAUCUUGAUGAUGAGACCAAGGAGGUUGUCCUCGAAGAUGAGCCUAGAGAAAGAGGCCAUUCAUCACAUGUACGACCAGAAGAUGACACCAACCAAGAAACAUCCAAGAAUGAAGAGAAGCAAGAAAUCUGUGAAAUGGGCAACAACAAUACCUGCAAAACCACAACAGUAGAUACUGUGGUUAAAAGUGAAGAAGUGCUAGAAGAAGAUGAGAAGAUCCAAGGAUUGGAAAAUCAGGAGGAAGAAUUUGCCAAAUGUAGUGCAUAUGAUGCUCCGGACAUUGUUGAAGCUGUUUCCCAAUUUCAGUCAGCUUUAGCAGAUCCAAGUGCAACAAAUGGCAAAGAAUUUCAGAAACAUGAACUGAGUAUAGCAGAACAGAUGUCAGAUUCUGUAAGUGCAGCAGUGGAGCACAGUGUAAUUGAAACAGCAGAGAAAGAGCAGGGGGGAAUUGUUGACAAAGAUGAUGCAGACAAGAAUGAAGCAGCUAAUUUUCAAGGGGAUAAGAAUUCUGAUGGUAUACAUGACUCCGUCGGUCUUGUUAUGGUCCAUGGAGAAGAUUUUACAGGUUUAGGCCCGCCAUUAUCUGGCCCUCUUUCUAUUUUGAAUGAAGAAAAGGUACAUGAAGAAGUCGUCAUAGAAGAAUUAGCCGCACCAAUGACUGCAAAAUCAUUUGCUCUUAAACCAGUAGAAGAUUUUGUGAAGGAAGAUAUUAAACCUGAUAGCUCAGAUAGUAAUGAAGGAACCACCACCUCCACAUAUGAAGCAAAGACUAUAGAUACACAAGAAACUAUGAACAUCUCACAAUGUGAUCAGCCUCAACAGGUACUGCUUGAAGAACCUGAAGUUGUCAAAUUUGAAAACAGUGAGACUCUGAGCACUUGCAUAAAGCUGGUGGAAUACAGUUCAGCGACAGAAUUAAUCUUCCCUGAUGUAUUCAACAAGGAGAGAGAAGGCACAUCUGAUAAAGCCACAUGUUGUACUUCUGAAUCCAAUCAGGAGAAAGUCACAGGGACUGUAGGCUUUGCUGCUGAAUCGAAACAAAAGAAAGUUAUUGCAAAUGCUGAUAAUUCUAGUGAGGAACAGUGUUUGCUUCAGAAACCAACUCUAGGGACAGAUGUGGGUGAAGAGAUUCCGUUACUUCUGAGUACAGAAAGCAUCAACUCUUUAAGUUAUUCUAGUGAACAGCACAGCAAAUUAGUCAAGGACAUCCCCAUGACCAACAUCACUCUGAUGCAAGCCAAAGAUGAAGCCGUGGAAGAAUCUGAGAAGAGUCCACUGCUGAGCCCUAGGGAGCCAUCAGAAGGAGCCUUCAGAGCGCCAAAUCACUCGGGAAGAAACAAUAAACCACUUCGUAGCUUAAUGACGGAGGACGGUGUUGGAACGUGGUCGCUGUUGAAGGAACAAGAACCGGUUCGGAAGAACAACACCACGGUUUGA
Molecule: messenger RNA, 3660 nt
Organism: Triticum turgidum subsp. durum (durum wheat)
Lineage: Eukaryota; Viridiplantae; Streptophyta; Magnoliopsida; Poales; Poaceae
Source: the annotation of a GenBank genome assembly